AUGUCAAGAAAAGAAAGGAAAUUUGGUGAUUUUUACUCUUGCAAUGCGGAGCCAGCCAUCUGCCAUUUGUCAACCCUGUAUGGAGUCUAUCAGAAGUUAUCUUCCCUAGGUGAGAUCAAAAUAAAAUUAUCCAUGGGUUUCUGGGCUGUGUUUUGUCUUUCUCCUGAUUUGGGAGGAGACUGCAAGCUGGCUACACUCAUUUCCACCUGGGACAGGUGCCCACGGAUCUGUGUCCUCAUACCCCUUCUGCCCCCAACCCCUAGGUACCCAGUGCCCUCCUCUGUCACAGGGGAUUCAUGA
Molecule: messenger RNA, 300 nt
Organism: Rangifer tarandus platyrhynchus (Svalbard reindeer)
Lineage: Eukaryota; Metazoa; Chordata; Mammalia; Artiodactyla; Cervidae
Source: the annotation of a GenBank genome assembly